AUGAUAUUGGCGACGGUGCAAGACGCAGUGCGGGAUGAACUGGAGUUGCUACUGGAGGUGUUGCCGGGCAGGGUAUCCUAUGCCCUGCGGCGGCGAGAGGAUCUGUCAGAGCUGUUGGAGGUGGUGCUGGAUCUGGGACGGGAGCCAGAGGCGAGGUUCGUCAGCGGCGAUGCACCCCUAAGUUCCGAAGAGGUGAGCACCGACGAUCUACAGAGCGUCAUCGAACGACUGGGCGAGUUUGGUGACGACAACCGGGCCGGCAUCGAGCGCACCCUGCACCGAAUAUCGGCCAUCCGCAACCGGCGCGGACGGGUGGUUGGACUGACGUGUCGCAUCGGAAGGGCCGUGUUCGGGACCAUCAAGAUGAUCGAGGAUCUGGCGCUCUCGGGCAAAAAUAUCCUCCUGCUGGGAAGACCAGGCGUGGGCAAGACCACGAUGCUCCGGGAAAUGGCCCGGGUCCUCUCAGUGUCAGCGAACAAGCGGGUGGUCAUCGUCGAUACGUCGAACGAAAUCGCGGGCGACGGAGACGUUCCCCAUCCAGCCAUCGGGCGGGCCCGGCGGAUGCAGGUCGCAACUCCGCUACAGCAGCAUGGCGUGAUGAUCGAGGCGGUGGAGAACCACAUGCCGGAGGCUGUCGUCAUUGACGAGAUGGGAGCAGAGCAAGAGGCGGCCGCCGCGCGCACCAUCGCGGAACGGGGAGUACAGCUGAUCGCCACGGCCCACGGGAACACCUUGGACAACCUUAUCAUGAACCCCACCCUUUCGGACCUAGUGGGAGGAAUUCAGACGGUAACCCUUGGCGACCAGGAGGCCCGGUACCGCGGCACUCAGAAGACGGUGCUGGAACGGAAGGCUCCACCGACCUUUGACGUAGUGGUGGAGAUACAGAGCUGGGAACGUCUGGCGGUGCACAGCGAUGUAGCCCACGUGGUUGACCAGUGGCUUCGUGGCUACCCGAUAGUGCCUGAAAUCCGCUGGAUCGACGAAAAUGGAGAGUUACAGCGGGCGGAAGAAGAGUACCGGACCAAUGAGGACGCUCCCGCACCCUGGAAACCGGAGGGCCGCCGAAACGGCCGCGAGCCGGGAACCGAACGCCGCAGCAGGGACCACAAUCGGGACUUUAACCGGGACUACAACCGAGAGGAAACCCGGAGCGCGGCGACUCCUCGCCUGCCGAGUCCUAUGGGCGAAAUGUCCGCGGAAGAGGCCGCAAUGGUGUCUGAAGUGCAUGUUUUCCUGUUCGGCGUGGGGAGGGACAAGCUGGAAGCCGCCAUGGUGGAGUCAGGCGUGCCAGCCCAGAUCGUCAAUGAACUGCGCCGCGCCGACGUGGUGCUCACCACCAAGACUCACUACCGGCGGGGAUCCCAACUCGUACGGAUCGCGGAGGCCAAUGGCAAGCCGGUGUUCGUUCUGCGAAAGAACUCUCUGCCCCAGCUGCAGGACUUCCUGCGCACCGUUGUGGGACAGUGGAACCGCAACGGGGGCCGGACCGCAACGGAGGCAGAGGACCGGCCCCCAGGGCCCCAACAUAGAGCGGGCCAUGGUGGAGGCGGAAGAGGCGGCCAAUCGCGUAUUAGGCGGUGA
Molecule: messenger RNA, 1584 nt
Organism: Geodia barretti
Lineage: Eukaryota; Metazoa; Porifera; Demospongiae; Tetractinellida; Geodiidae
Source: the annotation of a GenBank genome assembly